Molecule: messenger RNA, 210 nt
Organism: Ilex paraguariensis (yerba mate)
Lineage: Eukaryota; Viridiplantae; Streptophyta; Magnoliopsida; Aquifoliales; Aquifoliaceae
Source: the annotation of a GenBank genome assembly
AUGGGAGGAUCAAUCAUGUCUUCCAAGCAAGGUGGAAAAGCAAAGCCUUUGAAGCAGCCCAAGGCUGGAAAGAAGGAGUACGACGAGGCUGAUUUGGCUAACCUUCAGAAGAAAAAGGAUGAGGAAAAAACACUUAAGGAGCUUAGAGCCAAGGCUCAGCAAAAGGGAUCAUUUGGAGGUUGUGGAUUGAAGAAAAGUGGGAAGAAAUGA